AUGGGAGACAAUAUACCUGGAGGAAUAGUAGCUGCUGCAAAGAACCGUCUGCAGGUGGUCAAGGGCUUGGAGGAUGUGGAGGUGUCCGAGUGUGAGAUCUGCUCCUUUGAAGUGAACCUCAACCUAGCCUAUAUCGAGGGUCUGUGGACCAGAGAUGGGAUGCCGCUUAAGUCCAAGCCCAACUGUCGCAUCAGCACGCAUGGGAAGAAACACUCCCUCCUACUGAACAGGGUGGCUCUGGGAGAUGCAGGCUUGUUCUCUUUUCAGGCCAACGGCAUUCAGACCUCAGGCAGACUCAGUGUCACAGCUAGGGACAUCCACAUAGUGAAGGAGCUGGAGGAUGUUGACACGAUGGAGCGUCAACCCGUGAACUUCCUGUGUGAGGUUAACCAGGUGGAUUUGGAUGGCCGGUGGUACAGAGAUGAUGGCCGAAUUCGACCUGGAGACAAUAUCAAGAUCAGACAACAGGGUAAAACUCACAGCCUGUUCUUCAAGUCAGUGAGGCCACAGCAUGCUGGAGAGAUCAAAUUCACUGCAGAGCGUGUCUCAUCCUACGCAACUCUCACAGUGAAAGAGCUCCCAGUCCAAAUAGUGCGUCCUCUAAGGGUCAAGAUAGCUAUGUAUCGCCACCGGGGUCUGCUGGAGUGCCAGGUGUCACGGCCUAAUGCUCAGGUCAGGUGGUACAAGAACAGGAAGGAGCUCCUGCCCAGUAAGAAGUACCAACUGAUCAGCCAAGAUGUCUACAGGCAGCUGACCAUCGAUGACAUCUGCUCUUCAGAUGAGGACACCUACACCUGUGAUGCAGGAGAUGACAACACCUCUUGUCAGCUUCUGGUGGAGGAGCAGGCUAUCAAAAUAGUGCGAGGGAUGAGCUCACUGGAGGUGAUGGAGCCAGAGCCAGCGCUGUUCCAGGUUGAGACCAGCCUGAAAUCAGGAAGGCCUCCACGCUGGACCCUGAACGGUGAGGUGCUGGAGCCUUGUGCAGCGGUGAACAUGAACAGGGAGGGCACCCUCCACAGCCUCUGUCUCACCUCCACGGAAAGCUCCAUGUCCGGGCCCAUGGUCUUUGUAGCUGGCAAGAGUCGUUCCACUGCUCAGCUUACUGUCAAAGAGCGACCUCUUCGGGUUGCCCACCACUUGGAUGAUGUGCAGGCGAAGGAGAACAGCUCUGUGACUCUGAGCUGUGCGUUUGCCCCCUCUCCCAGAGUGGUGCGGUGGUUUAAAGGCCGUACGACUCUGAAGACCUCGAACAAGUACAGCAUGAAAAGGGAAGGGAAACGAGCACAGCUGACCAUUCAUGGCUUGGUAGGGAUGGAUGCGGGGCAGUACCGCUGCAUGGCUGGGGGUUCACAGAGCACGGCACAUGUUGAGGUUGAAGUGCGAAUGCUGAAAUUGGUCAAACACCUUGAGCCAAAGGAAGUUGAGGAGGAUGGCAUUGCCACAUUUUCAUGUGAGCUCAACUAUGUGGUCGCCAACGUGGAGUGGCUCCUCAACAAUGUUCGCCUCUAUUGCAACGCCAUCAACAGGAUCCAGCACAUGGGCACGAUGCACAGUCUCACGAUCAAGAAGCUGCGGCCACAGCAGAGCAGGGUCACCUUCAAAACAGGACUUCUCUCUGAGACAACCACUUUAAAUGUCAAAGAGCGCCCAGCAGUGUUCCUGAGAUCUCUGGAGGAUGCAGUAGGGGAAGAGCAAGGGAAUGUCUGCCUGCAGUGUGAAAUUUCCAAAGAGACGGUGACCCCUGUUUGGAAGAAGGAUGGUAUGGUCCUGACCGCUGAUGAUAAACACGAGUUACUCCAGUUUGGGAAGUCCAUGGCACUGAUCGUCCAUUCCCUGAGCAAGGAUGACGCUGGACAGUACACCUGUGACCUGGGCACCAGCCAAACAAAGGCCAAAGUUUCUGUACAUGACUUACACAUCACUAUUUUGCAACGUAUGAAGACAACAUCUGUUCUCGAAGGCGAAAACUGCACUUUUGAUUGUCACCUCUCUCAUGACGUCGAUGAUGAGCCUUCCUGGAUUAUCAAUGGCCAGAUGGCGGUCACCAAUAGCCGUAUUCAAGUUAUCAACAAUGGCCGUAACUAUAAGAUGACCAUUAGAGAUGCUGUCCUGACCGAUGCUGGAGACGUGGUCUUCACAAUUAAAGACCUAAGUUGUAGGACCAUGCUCUUUGUUAAAGAGAAGCCAGUGCACAUCUUCAGGGAGCUAUUGAAUGUCAAGGCGGUCCCGGGCGAGGACGCAGAGCUGAGCUGUGAGAUCACCAAACCAGAAGUCGUCAUCCGUUGGCUGAAAAAUGGCCACUUGAUCAAAGAGAGCCCCAAGUAUGAGAUGAGUGUGGAGAAGAACCUGGCACGAUUGGUCAUCAAGAAUACCAUCAUCAGAGACUCUGGAGAGUACUGCUGUGAGGCCGAUGGCGUUGCCUCGCGUGCCAAGCUGGAUAUUAGAGAACUCCAGCACACAUUUGCAAUCGAGUUAAGGGACAUGCGAGCAGAGGAAAAGGGUAAAGUGACCCUGGAGUGUGAAACCAGGCGGCCAGCCAAGCGAGUGACCUGGCUGAAGGGCAUGGUGGAGCUGAGGUCUGGUAGGAAGUAUGUCAUCAGGCAGAAGGGCGUGGUGCUGUCCCUGACCAUCACCUGUCUGGACAAAUCAGACACAGAUGUUUACACGUGUGAUGUCGUUACCAUGCAGAGCCGGGCCCAGCUGACUGUGCAGGGUGAGAAGGUGUUGAUCCUGGAUGAAUUGGAGGAUGUUGAGUGUCUAGAAGGCGACACGGUCACAUUCAGGUGUCGAAUUUGUCCCAGUGACUACAUCGGAAUCAAGUGGUAUCUGGACGAGACUCUGCUGUACACCAAUGAGCUCAAUGAGAUCCAGAUGGUGCCCGGAGGCUACCACACCCUCACAUUUAGACAGCUUGCUCGCAAAGACACCGGCACUAUCUCGUUUGCAGCAGGGGACAAAAGAUCGUAUGCCUCACUGCUGGUUAGAGAGAGGCGUCCCACCAUCACUAAAGCCCUGGAAGACUGUGAGGCUUUUGAAGGAGGCGGUUUGGUUUUGUCUUGUUUGGCCUCCAAGCCAUGUCACAUCCUGUGGUACAAAGAUGGCUGCCUGAUGUGGAACUCCUCAAGGUACUUUGCCAGUCGUUCUGGCUGUGAGGCCCGGCUGACAAUUCGGGAGGUCUGUAACAACGAUGCCGGAGUGUACGAGUGCAGUGCUGGAUCUGUUACAACUAGGGCUGUUGUAACUGUCAAAGCCAUCCCAGCAGAGUUCACCCAGUCUUUAAAGUCUGUGGAGGCCAAAGAGGGGGAAACCAUGACCCUGACCUGUGAAUACUCCCUGCCUGGGGUCCAGGUCCACUGGAAGAGAGGUUUUGAAACUAUUCCCAUCACAUUCAUACAGCAGUUAAAGAACAUGCAAGCAGAGGAGGGAAGCAAUGUCCUACUGCGCUGUGAGCUGUCGAAACCUGGAAUACCAGUGGAGUGGAGUAAGGGACACGAGCUGUUGAAGAAUGGAGUUAAAUACCAGAUCAGGAAAAGAGAGAUCACCCUGGAGCUUCUGAUCUGGAAGCCUGUUUCUGAGGACAGUGGGGUGUACAGCUGCCAGUGUGCUGAUCAGGUGACAUCCGCCACUGUCAAAAUCACUGCUCUCCCAAUAGCCUUCAAGCAGAAGCUGAGGAAUGUGCUGAUUGAGGAGGGCAACACCGCAGUGCUACGCUGUGAGCUGUCAAAGUCCGGUCACACCGUGGAGUGGAUGAAGAGCGGGACUGAACUCAUCAAGAGUGGAGAUAAAUAUCAUAUGAGACAGAGAGAAGUGCUAAUUGAACUGAGGAUAUUUGAUGUUAUGCCUGAGGACAGCGACAUCUACACAUGCAUCUGUGGAAGCAUAGAGACCACUGCAACGCUGACUGUUAAUGCUCUUCCCGUCACCUUCAAGCAAAAACUGAAGAACGUCCAAGUGGAGGAAGGACACGGCAUCUCGCUGGAUUGUGAGAUCUCUAAAGCGGGUGUCCCAGUGGAGUGGAGGCUUGGGGGAGAUCUGGUGGAGAACGGAGAGAAGUACCAGAUUAAGCAGAGGGGCUCGGCACUCGAGUUGAUCAUCAGAGACGCUGAACCAGAGGACAGCGGGGUCUACACCUCUGUUCCCGCCACAUUUAAAGUAAGUCUGAAGAGCCUGGAGGCUGAAGAAGGGAACAGUGUGACUUUACGCUGUGAGCUGUCAAAGAAGGGAGUCCCGGUGCAGUGGCAGAGAGACACUGAGCUGAUAUCUGAGCAGAUAUAUCGGGGGAAGUAUCAGAUGAAGCUAGAAGGAAAGACAGCGCAGAUGACCAUUCUCAACGUCCAGCCAGAAGAUGCAGGGAAGUACAGCUGCAUCACAGGAGAUCAGAAAACCACCGCUGAAGUCAAAGUGAAAUCACUGCCUGUGACAUUCAAACGAGAGAUCCAGCGCCUGGAGGUGAAGGAAGGGGACAGUGGAGUUUUCUGCUGUGAGCUCUCCAAACCCGGAGCUCCAGUGGAGUGGAGGAAAGGCAGGGCGAUCCUAAAGCCUGGAGACAAAUACCAGAUGAAGCAGGAGGGACCUUUCACCAAACUUAUCAUCAACAACACUGAGGAGAGCGAUGCUGGCAAAUACAUCUGCAAGACUAAAGACAGCCAGUCGACUGCUGAGCUCACUGUCCAAGAUUUACCAGCACGUUUUAAGAUGCCACUAGUUAACCAGGACGUGACGGAGGGCAACAGUAUGGUUCUGCGCUGUGAACUCAACAAACCUGCCCCUUCGGUGGAGUGGAGGAGAGGAGGAGAGCUGCUGAAAAAUGGAGACAAAUAUCAGAUGAGGAAGAAGGACCUGCAGGUGGAGAUGAAGGUUGCGGACCUUAGUCUGGAUGAUGCUGGAGAUUACACCUGUAUAUGUGGAGAAGAAAGCACAAAAGCUAGGAUCAUUGUGAAUGAGCGGCCCAUCAAAUUCCUUCAAGAACUGAGGAAUGUCCAGGUGCAGGAAGGCAACGGAGUAACACUGUGCUGUGAGCUCUCCAAACCUGGCACUCCAGUGCAGUGGAAGAAGGAAGACAACGCGUUGACCAACGGAGAGAAAUACCAGAUGAAGCAGAGUGGCUCCACCUUGGAGUUCCUCAUCAGAAAAAGCCAGCCCGAAGACAGUGGCACAUACAGCUGUGUCUGUGAUGACAUAACAACUACGGCCACCAUCAUCAUCACUGCAAUCCCGGUAACGUUCAAGCAAAAGUUGAAGAACCAGGAAGCUGUUGAGGAGGGCAGUGUGACACUGCGCUGUGAGCUUUCUAAACCCGGAGUCCCAGUGGAGUGGAGGAAAGAUGCUCAACUUCUGACGGAGGGAGACAAAUAUCAGAUGAAACAGGAGGGCAGGAUGGCAGAGUUGCUGAUCAGAAAUUUGACUCUCACAGAUUUGGGGGAGUAUAGCUGUUUUGUUGGCACUGUUGUGACUUCAGCUGACAUCAAAGUAAGAGCAAUUCCUGUAACAUUUAAACAAGAGGUGGAGAAUUUGGAGGUGAAGGAAGGGAACAGUGGAGUUUUCUGCUGUGAGCUCUCCAAACCUGGAGCUCCAGUGGACUGGAGAAAAGGCAGAGUCAUCCUCAAACCUGGAUACAAAUACGAGAUGAAACAGGAGGGACGUCUCACUAAACUUAUCAUCAACAACACUGAGGAGAGUGAUGCUGGGAAAUACACCUGCAAGACCAAAGACACCCAAUCCACUGCUGAGCUCACCGUCAAAGCUCCUCCCAUCACAUUCAAGACAAAGUUAAGGAACCAGCAGGUGGAGGAGGAGAACAGCGUGACGUUGAACUGUGAGCUGUCGAAGCCCGGCCUUGCUGUGGAGUGGAGGAAAGGACAAGAAGUGCUGAAGAAUAACUUUAAGUACCAGAUUAAAAAUCGAAACAGCACCAUGGAGCUGACCAUCAAAAACGCACAGCUGGAAGACAGCGGACUUUACAGCUGUGUCUACGGGGACGUCAAGACCACAGCCAACAUCACCAUUACACCUAUCCCCCUCACCUUUAAAAUGGGUCUGAAGAACCAGGAGGCCCCCGAAGGAGGCAACGUGUCCCUCCGCUGUGAGCUGUCCAGGGCCGGGGUUCCUGUGCAGUGGUGGAAAGCGGAGGACCAGCUCCAUCAUGGGGGAAGAUAUCAGAUGACACUGAAGGGGAAGACAGCUGAGAUGAACAUCAAAAACAUCCAGCCCGAGGAUGUCGGGGAGUACAGCUGUGUAUUGGGAGAGCAGAAGACAACGGCUGAAGUCAACGUGAGAGCGGCAGCAUCAGUGUUCUUUGAAAAGGAGCUGGAAAGCCAAGCGGUGACGGAAGGGAAAUCUGUGCUGCUGUCUUGUGAAGUUUCCAGUGCUUCUGUUCCUGUCACUUGGAAGAAGGACAACACUGUGGUGGAAGAAGGGGGGCAGUACAUUUUAAAGAAGAAUGGCCCCACACACACACUAGAGAUCAAGAAACUUAAUUUGGAGGAUGCUGGAGAGUACUGCUGUAUCACCAGAGGCAAGAAGAGCACUGCCAAGCUGAUCGUGAGGGAGCGCGUGCGGAUUGUCACAGAGCUGCAAGGUAUAACCGUGACAGCGGGUGAGGAUGCCGUGUUUGUGUGUGAGCUGAGCCACGCAGACGUGAGUGAGGGCGUCUGGUGGCUCGGCUCCAGCCCUCUGCAGAAGAACGAGAUGAACCAGAUGACGUGGCAGGAUCGCCAUCACCGACUGGUCCUCACCAUGACAACACCUGAAGAGACGGGCAUUGUGGCAUUUGUGGUUGGGGAGGAGAGGACCUCUGCACGUCUGCUGGUUGUUCCGAAGGCCAAAGUUGUAUUUGAGGAGAAGCCUAAAGACACUGUGAUCAUGGAAGGAGAGACAGCCACUUUGUCCUGCACAAUCUCCGAUUUUACCUCGCCAGUUACGUGGAGGCUCAACCACAUCCCCCUCCAAAAUAGUGAUAAAUAUGAGAUACGCAAAGAGGGAAAAGUCAACCUAUUGCUCAUCCAUGAUGUGGAUCCCCUGGAUACUGGCACAUACUCCUGUGAUACAGGAGAUGUGCAGAGUAGUCUCAAACUUACUGUAACAGAGCUCCCACCAUUCUUCCAAGAAGAACUGCAAAGUGUGGAUGUCGAGGAGGGAGGUUCAGCCUCUCUGUACUGCGAGCUCUCUAAACUGGGAGUGCCGAUUCAAUGGAUGAAGAACAGGCUGCCACUAAGAGCCAGCAGGAAGUACGAGAUCAGGCAGGACGGCUGCCUCCUCCAGCUCAACAUCAAGGAGCUCAAACUGGAGGACAGUGACAAUUACACAUGUCAAGCAGGAAGCGCAGAGACCACUGCUACUGUGUCAGUGAAAGAGCUACCUCCAUUCUUCAAGAAAGAAUUAAGAAGUGUGGAGGCUGAGGAGGGAGGCACAGCCUCUCUGUGCUGCGAGCUGUCUAAAGCUGGAGUGUCGGUACAAUGGAAGAAGAACAGGCUGCCACUGAGAGCGAACAGGAAGUAUGAGAUGAAGCAGGACGGCUGCCUCCUCCAGCUCGACAUCAAUGAUCUCAAACCUGAGGACAGAGGCAGCUACACAUGUCAAGCAGAGAGUGCUGAGACCACUGCUACUGUGUCAGUAAAAGAGCUCCGAGCUUUUUUCAAAGAGGAAUUGCAUAACGUGAAUGCUAAAGAAGGAGGUACAGCCUCCCUGUGUUGUGAGCUGUCUAAGCCUGGUGUACCAGUACAAUGGAAUAAGAACAAGCUGCCACUGAGAGCCGGCAGGAAGUACGAGAUGAAACAGGAUGGCUGCCUCCUCCAGCUCCACAUCAAAGAACUCAAACCUGAAGACAGUGGAAGCUACUCAUGUCAAGCACAAAGAGCAGAGACCACUGCUACUGUGUCUGUAAAAGAACUCCCACCAUUUUUCAAAGAAGAAUUGCAGAACAUGAAGGUAGAGGAGGGAGGUACCGCCUCUCUGUACUGUGAGCUGUCCAAACCUGGCGUAUCUGUACAAUGGAGGAAGAACAGGGUCUCACUAACAGCCAGCAGGAAGUAUGACAUGAAGCAAGAUGGCUGCCUCCUCCAGCUCCACAUCAAUGAUCUCAAACCUGAGGACAGAGGCAGCUACACAUGUCAAGCAGAAAGUGCAGAGACCACUGCUACUGUGACAGUGAAAGAGCUCCCUCCAUUCUUUAAGAAAGACUUGGUAAAUGUGGAGGCUGAGGAGGGAGAUACAGCCUCUCUGUGCUGUGAGCUGUCUAAGCCUGGAGUACUAGUACAAUGGAGGAAGAACAAGCUGCCACUGAGAGCCAGCAGGAAGUAUGAGAUGAAACAAGAUGGCUGCCUCCUCCAGCUGCACAUCAAGGAUCUCAAACCCGAGGACAGAGGCAGCUACACAUGUCAAGCAGAGAGUGCAGAGACCACUUCAACUGUGACAGUGAAAGAGCUUAUGCUAUUCUUCAACAAAGAAUUACAAAGUGUGGAGGCUGAGGAGGGAGGCACAACCUCUCUGUGCUGCGAGCUGUCCAAAGCUGGAGUGUCGGUACAAUGGAAGAAGAACAGGCUGCCACUGAGUGCGAACAGGAAGUAUGAGAUGAAACAAGAUGGCUGCCUUCUCCAGCUCCACAUCAAGGAUCUCAUACCUGACGACAGCGGCAGCUACACAUGUCAAGCAGAGAGUACUGAGACCACUGCUACUGUGUCAGUGAAAGAGCUCCCACCACUCUUCAAGAAAGACUUAUUACAUGUAAAGGCUGAGGAGGGAGGUACAGUAUCUCUGUGCUGUGAGCUGUCUAAGACUGGAGUGUCGGUACAAUGGAAGAAGAACAAGCUGCCACUGAGAGCGAACAGGAAGUAUGAGAUGAAGCAAGAUGGCUGCCUCCUCCAGCUGCACAUCAAGGAUCUCGAACCUGAAGACAGUGGCAGCUACACUUGUCAAGCAGGACGUGCAGAGACCACUGCUACUGUGUCAGUGAACGAGCUCCCACCAUUCUUCAACAAAGAAUUACAAAGUGUGGAGGCUGAGGAGGGAGGCACAGCCUCUCUGUGCUGCGAUCUGUCCAAAGCUGGAGUGUCGGUACAAUGGAAGAAGAACAGGCUGCCACUGAGAGCGAACAGGAAGUAUGAGAUGAAGCAAGAUGGCUGCCUCCUCCAGCUGCACAUCAAGGAUCUCGAACCUGAAGACAGUGGCAGCUACACUUGUCAAGCAGGAAGUGCAGAGACCACUGCUACUGUGUCAGUGAACGAGCUACCACCAUUCUUCAAGGAAGACUUAGAAAGUGUGGAGGCUGAAGAGGGAGGUACAGCCUCUUUGUACUGUGAGGUGUCUAAGCCUGGAGUGUCAGUGCAAUGGAGGAAGAACAGGCUGCCACUGAGAGCCAGCAGGAAGUAUGAGAUGAAGCAGGAUGGCUGCCUCCAUCAGCUGCACAUCAAGGAGCUCAAACCUGAAGACAGUGACAGCUACACGUGUCAAGCAGGAAGUGCAGCGACCACUGCUACUGUGUCAGUGAAAGCGCUACAACCGACUCCACCAAAGGUAGAGCCUCCAACGAUACUGCCUCAGGCAAAGAGCACGGUUUCCAAACCAACUCCAACUCCAUUGGACCAGAAGCCUGAACUCCAAGAGCCCAAACCAGUUCCUCCAGAGCCAAAAAAGAGAGUGAAUAGGAAAGCAUCUAUUACAAGUUUAGAAAAAGAUGCAGAGCCAUUGUUUGACCAAAAGCAGGGCAUCCAACCUGCAAGGUCUACAGAGAAAUACUUUGAUGGUGCAAAGAACGAAAGCCCUAAGGAGAAAGACAAUGAGGUGGUCAAGAAAGUUGACAAGUCAAUAAGACUACUGGGGAAGGAGGAUGGGGUAGACAGGGAGGUGGAAGAGACAGCAAGGCCUUUGGAAACAGAGAAAGACGUUUUCAUGGAGAAGAGAAAACCAGGAAGGAAUUCAGAGAAAUUAGUCCAGGUUGAUCAUAAUACAAGUCAGUCAGACCGGGUUCAAGGAGACACUGUGUUUGAACUGACGACCAAAGAAAAUGAAGUUGAACAGAAACACGCAGGAAAGCCUUCAGAGAAAACAAGUGAAGUUGAGAGGAAGGAAAGCCAUCCAGGAAAAGUCCAGUGGAAGAACAGUGAGGAUGAGAAACAGCCUGUGAAACCAUCAGAAAGGUUUAUUGGGUAUACGACAACACAAGAAAAGAAGUCUACAGACAAGGAGGGCAAAGUAGAAGAAGAGGAACCUUUUAAACCACCAGUAAGGUCUAAAGUAAAGGUAACAAGGGUAAAUGAACCACCAAAGGAAAUUGAGGAGAUCAUUGUCCACUCAGUAAAGCCUACUGUAAAUUAUUCUGAAGGAGACCAUGUGGAAAUGCCUGUGUCCACAGAGUCAGAGAGAGAGAGGAAGCCACUAAAAGUAGUGCCAUCUGUAAAUAAUCAAUCAGUAGAACAACCUGUGAAGACGUUUGAGAAAGAGGCUGCAUUUGCUCCUCCAAAACCCCCUGUGAGGAUAAAAAGCAAAGCAAAGGGAGCAAUGGAAAAGCAAUCAUCAAGGGACACAGAGACAGAUCAAGAUGAUCAACAGAUGACAAGAGUUUUCGUGAAAACAAUGGAGGAUCAGACAAUUAAACAGUCAAUAGGGUCUUUGAAAAAGGAGGUUGAAGAAAAAACAAGAAUCCAGAGGAAACUAUCUGUAACAUCAGACACUGAAAUAAUUGAGAAAAUUAAGAAACCUGUGAAAGAGAAGGACACAAACACAAAACAGGCGAUCAAACAACCAGUAAAACCCAUGAGGAAAGAACCUGAACUGGAUCAGGAAAUGAAACGGGCAGUCGAGCCAAUGAGAGGGGAGAAAGAACAACAAACAACAAAGAUGACAGAAGACAUUCCUCUCCUCUACAUUACUGAAGAUGAAACCUUCUCAGAGGCUUUGACUAAGAUAACUGCAAACCACAGCAAUGCCCAGCCCCCUGCCUCUUCUGCUGAAGGGUUGACCCAAACCGCUACUCUUCCUCCAAUGAAUGUGCCCCAGAAGGUACAACCGCCCAAUGAAGCUACACCAGAGAUUGACAUCAGCGUUGAGGAUGAACCACAAAUGCAAGAGGCUGCAGUCAGGAUCCAAGCUGCCUUCAAAGGCUACAAAACCCGCAAAGACAUGCGACCUGUCUUUAAAGAGGUGUUUAAAAACCAAAGUGCAGAUCUUCAUGGUACAGUCACUCUAGUGUGUAUUGUAGAGGGGAAAUCCAGCACAGCACGCUGGCUAAGAAACGGCCAACAAAUCAUUAAUGACCAGCGAUGCCACAUUCAGACUACAGAGGAUGGUGUGUGCACACUGGUGAUCAGAGACCUGACCACCAUUGACAGUGGAGUCUAUACGUGUGAGGUGAUGAAUAAGUUUGGUAUGACAUCGUACAAUGGAAAUGUAACAGUAGCACAGCCUCAGAAGCCUACCCCGAUAGUCCAGAAGCCUUUACACCCGCCACUUGCAGCCAUAACCCCUCUGCAACUCAACCCGCGGCAGGCUGAAGCCCAGGCCAAAACACAGACUCAGGAUCUGCCUCAGACUCAUACCCAGAUACCCACUUCAGCUACAGAUUCUGCAAACUAUGUCGAAAGUGUGAGUGUCUCUCUGUGGGAGACCUACAACCUGACUGAGCCGGACACUCGGAUGUCAAGUCUGCAAGAGAGGCGAGGAUCCUCACUCAUUGCUGCCAGCUCCAUGUCGAGUCCCUCGGAUUAUGACACAGCUCCAGAUAUGAUGGAGCCUGAUGGAACUGGCCCAGCUGUACCAAGGGAAGGGAUAAAAGCAUUAGACCAAGUGCCUCCAAACGAUGAUAAAGAACAGAUGGCUCCUACGCAACCUGCCAAACAUCUACUGAAGGUCAAAGGAGGGGCUCUUGAUUGUAAACUGAGGACGCCAUCCCCUAAGCACCACCGCGCUCACACACCCUUAACUAGUACCAUCUCUGGAUCAGAGUCAGAAGGGGAAGAGGAUAGACGAGAGACAUUUGAAAUGUACGUGGCUUGUGCGGAUUGUAGUCCAAACAGUGAAAAUAAGGACAGUUUUGUUCUGAAGGAGGGCCAGUUUGUAGAGGUCCUGGACUCUGUUCACCCUGACAGGUGGCUGGUGAGAACCAAACCCACCAAAACCAACCCUGCUAGACAGGGAUGGGUGUGUCCAGCCUACUUGGAGAAGAAGAGGAAGGAGACCUUCCCGCAACUGAGAGCGCCUCAAGAGGAUCUUGAUGGAAUAGGGUCUACAGGAGAAGAGUAUAGGAGAGCUUUGAGCCAACUGAUCCAGGGCCUGAUUGAUGGAGAGGAGGAGUUUGUAAAGGAGAUGAAGAUGUUCACCUCUCACCAGCUCAAUUAUUUGGACUCUAGCCGCCACGUCCCCAUGAACAUUCUCAACCAGAAAGAGAUCAUUUUCAGAAAUGUCAAGGACAUUGUGUUUCUGCACGAGAGGUCCCUCCUGCCCGGGCUGAGGGAAUGUGCCACAGACGACGACGUGGCCAUGCAUCUGAUCAAGUACGCUGAGGUCUUUGAGAAAUACCUUCACUACAUGGUGGGACAAGCACAAGCAGAGGCCUGCGUCACUGACAUGACUGUCCAACAGUAUUUCAAAGUAUUCACAAAAUCAUUACCGAAAUCUGUGGAGCCUGGCGCACCUGUCAUGGAUGUCCUCACCUUCCUCCAGAGACCAGUGGAAAGGAUUCAGACCUACCAGGCUUUACUAAAGGAGCUGAUCAAGAACAAAGCCAAAAGUGGCCAGAGCUGCUGUCUUUUGGAAGAUACCUUCUCCAUGGUGUCCUGUCUGCCCUGGAGGUCUGACAACCUGCACCAGGUGUCCCUUAUUGAGAACUACCCGGCUCCUCUAAUCGCCCUGGGCGAGCCUGUGAGACAGGGAGUCUUCACAGUGUGGGAGGAAUCUCCAGAAAUUAAGACGGCCUCUAGAGGGCACCAAAGACAAGUCUUUCUCUUCAAGGAAUGCAUUGUACUGUGUAAGCUGAAAAGAGACACCAGUAUGAACAGCGACACCUACACCUUCAAGAACAAAAUGAAGCUGAAUGAUGUGGAAAUAAAGGAGACUGUGGGUGGAGAUGAAAAGUCUUGGGGGUUGUGGCACGAGCACAGGGGUUCAGUGCGGAGGUACACACUGCAGGGCCGCUCCACCCUGGUGAAACUCUCCUGGCUCAAAGACCUGAAGGAGCUACAGCAACGAUCCAGCCUGCCCACUAACAACCCACCAGUGUUUGAGUCACUGUUGUCUGACUGCACAACAAAGAUAGGACAGACAAUCAAACUGACCUGUAAGGUCACAGGAUCGCCAAAACCAGUGGUCAGCUGGCUCAAAGACGGCCUUCUUUUAGAGGACGACCCCCAUCACAUCAUCACAGAGGACCGGUCAGGCAUCUGCAGUCUAAUCCUGGACAGCAUGACUACAGAGGACUCUGGACAGUAUGCUUGCUAUGCUACCAGCUCCAUGGGCAGUGCUGGUACUCUGGCUAAGGUCGUGGUGCGCGCUCCACCCAGAUUUGUGAGUCGGCUGGAGAGUGCUUGUCUGAUAGACGGAGAGGAUAUACAGUUUACUUGCUCCACGCUUACUACUCCUUUACCACGAAUCAGGUGGUUGAAAGAUGGAAGAGAGUUGACUGAGCAGCAAAAAUACUUCAUCCUGAAUGAUGCUCGGAGUGGAAUCUUGUGUUUGACGGUCCUCAGUGCAACAGAGGCCGAUAUUGGGCAGUAUGAGUGUGAGCUUUUGAAUGACUUUGGCUGCAUCAAGUGCAAAGCAGGGCUGUGCCCCGCUUACGUACCAACGAUCGACAUCGAGGACGACCAACCACAGGACUCGCCCCCUAAAGAUGCAGACUCAGAGGGUUGGUCCACUGCCUUUGUGAAGAAAUGGCUCCAGACUGAUUUCAGCCCCACUUCUAUUGCUAAGAUGCUCUUCCCUCCUGGACACCCUGAUCAAGCUGAAUGUAGUGCUGAAGGGGCUGUUCCUGCCUUAACCUCCAUGGAUCAGGUGGUCCAGCAGCCUCUGUGUUACCCCGAGGAGGAAGAGGAGAUCUACAUCUCUGAGCAAAUGCAGGAAAUUACAGAUGCUCCUCCCUCCGUCCAGGUACCCACUGAGGACAUGUGUGUAGAGCCUGGCCAACCGGCCACAUUUACUGCCAUCAUUACAGGAAGGCCUACUCCAACUAUACAGUGGUACAAGGAUGGAGAGGAGCUUGCAGCCAAUGAGAAUGUGGAGAUAUCACAGCAUGGAGCCCGCUGCUCAGUGACCAUAGUGUGCCCUGAGGGUGAGGACAGCGGCAUAUACACCUGCUUUGCCUACAAUGACUCUGGUCAUGCCUCAUGCCAGGCUGAGCUGGCAGUGGAGGAAGGUCCACUGGAGUGUCAGGAGAGAGAGGUGGAGCUGGGGAAGAGAAGGAAGUUAUUCUCCGUCUAUGAUGUCCAUGAGGAAAUUGGAAGGGGAACCUUCGGGGUAGUGAAGCGUGUAGUCCACAGAAGAACAGGGGAGGUGUUUGCUGCCAAGUUCCUGCCUUUGCGGAGCAGCACUCGGACCAGGUCCUUCCAGGAGAGGGACUUGCUCUCCCGUCUGGCUCACCCCAGAGUGGCCUGUCUGCUGGACUUCUUUUGUACCAGACGCACUCUGGUGCUGAUCACAGAAAUCUGCUGUUCUCAUGGACUACUGGAUCAUUUAUUACUGAAAGGAUCAGUUCCAGAGAGAGAGAUCCAGUUAUACAUCCAGCAAAUCCUUGAGGGAGUUGGUCACAUUCACAGCAUGAACAUGAUGCACCUGGACAUUAAACCUGAUAAUAUCCUGAUGGUGUAUCCGCCCAGAGAUGAGAUCAAGAUCUGUGACUUUGGCUUCUGCCAAGAAAUAGACACAUCCAGACACCAAUACAGCAUGUUUGGUACACCAGAGUUUGUUGCUCCGGAGAUUGUUCAUCAAGAACCAGUCACUGUGGCCACUGAUAUUUGGUCUGUAGGUGUUUUAGCCUAUAUAUGUUUGGUGUGCCGAUGCCCUUUCGUGGGUGAGACGGACCGUGCUACACUGCUCCGGGUGGGGGAGGGCACCCUAAACUGGGAUGCCCCUGACGUUACGAACAGGAGCCCUGAAGCCCAGAACUUUCUCCACAUGCUCCUGCAGCCAGAUCCAGAGAAGCGACUCUCUGCCUUUGAGUGCUUGAGCCACGAAUGGCUCCAGGACGAACAUGCAGGUGAAGAUACAGAGGAAAUCAACACAAAGAUUUUGAAAAUCUUCAUCUCAAAAAGGAAAUGGCAGCGUUCUUUGACUUGCAUUGGGUCAGUUCUCACAUUGAGGCUCAUCCCUGAGCUGCUGGACGGUCCUCUCAGAGACACUGCAGUGACAGUGCCCCGCGAACCCCAGGAGCACAGCAGCACCUCCCCGAGCAGUGGCUCUUCUUCGGAGUACGAUGAAGCCGACUCUUUGGACUUUUUCCAGUACUGCAGCCCGACUGAAGAGGAGGAAGACACGGAGGAGGAGUAUGAUCCUUUAAUGGAGAGAGCGCAAAUCCCUGAGACUUUAGCCAAACUCCACCUUGAUGCAGAAGAGGAAAUUACAUUAGAGGAGGAAGAGGAUGGGGAACUGGUAGGAAGGAGGAGUGUACUCGAGCGAAGUAUGAGUAGGCAGUCAGUUGCGUCCAGGGACAGUAGUCAAUCUCUCUACCUAUCAGAUGGGGAGGAGGGUUCAGGGAGUGACGGAGGUCGUAUCCCUCGUGGCAGCGUCAUCCGAAGCACUUUCUACAGCACCUCUCAUCAGCUUUCACCCAUGUCCGCCAGACACAUGACAUUACGGGACAAAUUCCAGGCCAAAAAGCAGGAGAGAGGCCGCAAGCCACUCCGGAGAAGCUUUUCAGGACGUCUCAACGAGCCUCUUAUUGAAUAUGUGGAGGAUGAGACGGAGACCAAUCGUGGCCAGAGACGGGGAUCUGUCCAGCCCACAAUGCAGAAGUCCUGUUCCUUCGACAGUGGUGUUGGCCUCGUCCACACCAAUGUACCCCCUCACAGGAGAAGCAGGUCUCUUGAUGAGUAUUCUCGGCGAUCUCCCAGUUCACCCAAGCGCGCAUUGUCAGGUGAGGAAGAAGGCUCUCAAAGUCUGAAGGAAGAUUUGACAGAUGAUGAAGUGGCCGGGAGAAACUUGUUAGCCAUUCCAAGCCCACGGCGACCCACAAGAAGAAGAGGCUCUGUCGCUCCUAUACAUGGGGCCGGCAUGCCGGGUGGAUCAUCUGUACCCUCAGGCCUCCUUGCUCGAGACAGAAUGAGCCCCAGGCUGGAUCAGGAGCAGGCAGCGAGCGACACCUUCGCUGGCUCACAGGGGUCUCUGGCUGAGUCGUCUAUUUUGGAGCAUGGUGGCUCUGAGUCUUCAAGUAGACUCGGCUCUUAUGAGGAGCUGAGUCAUGCUCAUCUCAGAGGGAGAUCCAGAUCAGGAGAGAGUGAAGGGUAUGAUGAUCGAGGAGAGCCUCGGAUUUCAGCAUCCCCAUGUUCAUUCCAAGAAGUUAAACCUCGGAGCUUGUUGCCACAGGCACCGCCACGUAACCGCACCCGCUCCAACCCCAAUUUAUCCACAAACAGCAGAGGUCAGCCGGGGACACCACUUACAGCGAGCACUAGUCCCAGCCUCUCUUCCCUGCAGGCUCCAGAGAGGCCUCCCAGAGCCAGGGACAAGAAGGAGGGAUGUGGCCUCCAAAGGCAUGGAUCCGCUCCAGCCCUCGAAGCCCGACCACCUACAGGAAAGUCACCCAAGCUGGGACUGAUGAAGAUCUUCCGCAGGCAGUCCUGGACUGGCCAUUCAUACUCCCAGCUGGAUAACAUAGAGUUGGGACCCACAUUAGGAGAGAUCAUGAAGCCAGAUACUCCCACCAUGUCUCUGAGGAAGAAAAUGAGAGCUUCCGCUUCCAGCUUGACAAAGCUGUUUUCCAGGUCAUCCAGUGCGGAGGACGUGAGUAAAGAAGGGCCAAUAGUAAAGGGAUCAGCUCCCAUCCCACCUGAAAGACAGCAUAGAACUGUUCUUGAGAGUUCAAAAAAGAGGACCUCCAAACUAUUGCCUUCUUUUAAAAUACCUGCUUUCAAAAAGUCAAAAGAUCUGCUCGUCCGUCCCAACAAGGCUGAAGUCCUCCAGUUAGAUGGAGGUGGAGUCCUGCUGGUUUGGAAACCAGUCCAGUCCAGUGCCCCCGUCACCUACUGUGUGCAGUACUGUACAGACGGUGCGGAGUGGACGGUCCUGUCGGAGGAGGUGACUGAAAGCUGCUUUGUGGUGAAGGACUUACCCAGAGGAGCCUCUUAUGUGUUCAGGAUGGGUUGCAUCACCAAGACAGGAGCAGGACCUUUCAGCGAACCUUCAGCACCUGUUGUUAUGGCUACUCAUCCUGAAGAAAUUCACAUUCCUCUAAUCCAGACUGAGUCACUGGGGUCAAAGGUCACUGGGUCAGAACGACAGAACUACAAUUUCCUCUCUGAGAUCAACAGAGGUCGUUUCAGCGUAGUCAACCUGUGCAGGGAUGCUGAGACCAGCCAGGUGUUUGUGGCCAAGAUCACCCCUUACCAGGCGGAGCAGAGACAGUUGGUGCUGAGGGAGUACCAGCUGCUGAAGAGGCUUCAUCACCCUCACCUGGUGCAGCUGCACACUGCCUAUUUCACCUCCUGCUACUUGGUGUUGGUGGAGGAGCUCUGUCCCGGCAAGGAGCUGCUCUACAGUCUGGCAUCUAGAGAUCUGUAUGCAGAGACUCACGUCGCAGAGCUGCUGGUUCAGAUCCUGAGUGCAGUCGACUACCUACACAGCCGCCGAGUCGUCCACCUGGACCUGAAGUCUGACAACAUGCUGGUGGAUGACUGUAACCACCUGAAGAUAGUCGACUUGGGCUCGGCUCAGUCAUUCACGCCCGGUCAGCCUCUCAACAUCGAGCACAUCCAUGGCCUAUCGGAGAGCAAAGUUUAUAUUGUCCUUCCUAAAGCUCCGGAGAUCCUCGAAGGUCAAGGUGUUGGGCCUGAAACUGAUGUUUGGGCUAUUGGAGUUCUGUCAUUCAUCAUGUUGAGUGCCGACAGCCCGUUCCAUGCCGAGCACGGCUGGGAGCAAGACAGAAACAUCAAGAAAGGGAAGAUCCAGUUUGGACGCUGCUACCCCGGUUUGUCAGAGGGAGCCUUAAACUUCAUGAAGAGCAGCCUGAAUAACAAAUCCUGGGGGAGACCCACUGCAGCCGAGUGUCUCCAGAACGCGUGGCUGCGCGCCCAUCGCGCCCCACACAAAGGCCGACUGUCCAAAGUGUGUUUCUCCACGGACAAGCUGAAAGAUUACCUCAAGCAGAAGGAGGAGAAACGAGACCAGGUCCGCACCAAGCUUCAAGGCCCCUUUUUCCAGUGA
This is a messenger RNA of Cyclopterus lumpus (lumpfish), 18342 nucleotides long. It is a transcript of the gene obscna, whose product is annotated as obscurin, cytoskeletal calmodulin and titin-interacting RhoGEF a. Gene Ontology annotation, biological process: protein phosphorylation. NCBI's taxonomy places the organism in Eukaryota, Metazoa, Chordata, Actinopteri, Perciformes, Cyclopteridae. Gene Ontology annotation, molecular function: protein binding; protein kinase activity; ATP binding. The record is from RefSeq and is a predicted model, not a curated record.